AUGUCUAAUCUCAGCAUUGCCGAGAAGGCUGCCUUACUUCGUUCCAUCGCAGAAGACAUCCAAGGAAACGAGCGCAUUGAAGAACUUCUUGAGAAAAAGCCAAAUUUCCGUGCAUACAAUGGUUUUGAGCCAAGUGGUCGUAUGCAUAUUGCCCAAGCUCUUGUCACAGCAAUUAACUGCAAUGCUAUUACAAAGGCUGGUGGUACAAUGGUUCUCUACAUCGCAGAUCUUUUCGCUCAAUUAAACCACAAAAUGGGCGGCGACAUGAAAAAGAUCCACGAUGUCGGCAGAUACUUCGUUGAAGUAUUCAAGGCCUGCGGCAUGGACCUUGAUCAUGUUGAAAUCAUUUGGACAGCAGAUUUCAUCAAGGAGCAUCAGAGAGAAUAUUUCGAGCUUGUUCACGAUAUUUCAUCAUUUGCAACACUUUCACGUAUCAAACGUACAGUUACAGCUAUGGGACGUACAGAAGGUGACAAACUUUCACUUUCUCAGCUUCUUUACCCUUGCAUGCAAGCUACAGAUGUUUUCAUGCUUGAUGUUGAUAUCUGCCAGCUCGGCGUUGAUCAGCGUAAGGUCAACAUGCUCGCUAUUGAAUACGCAAACCACGUAAAGAGACCAUCUCCAAUUAUUCUUUCCCACCACAUGCUUAUGGGCUUAAAGGGCAAGGCUCACAAGAUGUCUAAGUCAGACCCAAUGUCCGCUAUCUUUAUCGAAGAUGAAAAGGAUAGAAUCGUCGAAAAGAUGAUGAACGCUUACAAUCCACCAGAAGCAGCCGAAAACCCACUCUUCGAAUACAUCAAGUACAUCAUUCUUAGAAAACUCGGCUCAAUUACAAUCAACGGAAAGGAAUACACAAAGAUCGAAGACGUCGAAGCCGACUUCCCAUCCUUCUUCAAGGAUGAUGAGGCAAAGAAGGGCCUCGUAAUGGCUGUCGCUGAAGCUGUCGACGCUUGCAUCCAGCCAGUUCGUGAUCACUUCAAAUCUUCUCCAGAAUUGAUCGAACUCCUCAAGCGCGUUGAAGAAUACAGAGUUACACGUUAA
Messenger RNA from Trichomonas vaginalis G3, 1041 nucleotides. RefSeq names its product tyrosine-tRNA ligase protein. The record is from RefSeq and is a predicted model, not a curated record. Gene Ontology annotation, biological process: tRNA aminoacylation for protein translation. NCBI's taxonomy places the organism in Eukaryota, Parabasalia, Trichomonadida, Trichomonadidae. Bases 1 to 1041 code for a protein of 346 amino acids. The transcript has a single exon. Gene Ontology annotation, molecular function: tyrosine-tRNA ligase activity; ATP binding.